Etheostoma spectabile (orangethroat darter) is the source of this 1508-nucleotide messenger RNA. RefSeq names its product protein kinase, AMP-activated, gamma 3b non-catalytic subunit (gene prkag3b). Gene Ontology annotation, cellular component: nucleus; cytoplasm; nucleotide-activated protein kinase complex. Gene Ontology annotation, biological process: regulation of catalytic activity; protein phosphorylation. Lineage: Eukaryota; Metazoa; Chordata; Actinopteri; Perciformes; Percidae. The record is from RefSeq and is a predicted model, not a curated record. Gene Ontology annotation, molecular function: protein kinase binding; AMP binding; protein kinase regulator activity.
CUCUGAAUGCCAAAGGCCUCUCAACCCUCAGUCCAGAUUUAGACCUCAGCCUUUCCCAGACAUUCAGACCCAGCUGGCUGGAGUUGCUGGCCGGAAGUGUACAAAUUCCCCGUCUCCCUCGUUCUUCCUCUCCUUCUCUGCUCUUCUUUGCAAUGCCUGGACUCUUUCAUCACUUUUUUUCAUCUGAUCUGAUAGGAGUGCCUCACAGAUGUCUGAGUUGAACAGCGGGCCAAGGGUUGUAAUCCAGGACCUCGCCAGUCGUUCCUGUUCCACAGAGGCAGGCGUCCUGCUCCUCUCGCCCAACCAUGGAGCCUCUUGCAGAGGCCCCUUUAUUUAAGUUGGACCAGGAAGAGGACGAGGAAGAGGAUGUUCUCUCAAUGAAGAGCAAAGGUGGCUGUACAUAUGCCACAGAUGCGUUCGCGCCCUCUGCAGACACGGACCCGGAGACGUUUAUAUACAUGAACUUCAUGAAGAGUCACUGCUGCUACGAUGCCAUCCCCACCAGCUCCAAACUGGUCAUCUUUGACACAAAACUACAGGUGAAGAAGGCUUUCUUCGCUCUGGUGAACGGUGUGAGGCGGCGCCACUGGGGACAGAAAGCUGAGUGUUUUGGGUGUAUGCUGACCAUCACUGACUUCAUCAACAUUCUCCAUCGUUAUUACAAGUCUCCUCUGGUUCAGAUCUAUGAGCUGGAAGAGCAGAAGAUAGAGACAUGGAGAGAGAUCUAUCUGCAGUACUCCGUCAACAGACUGAUCAGCAUCACUCCUGACUGCAGUCUGUUUGAUGCCAUCUACUCCUUGUUGAAGAAUAAGAUUCACCGGCUGCCGGUCAUCGACCCGACGUCGGGAAACGUCCUCCACAUCCUCACACACAAACGCAUCCUCAAGUUCCUCCACAUCUUUGGAUCCAUGAUUCCUAAACCCAGAUUUCUUCAGAAGCGGAUCAAUGAAGUGGCGAUCGGUACCUUCAAACAGAUUGCGACGGUCCAGGACACGGCCUCUGUCUAUGACGCGUUGUCCAUUUUUGUAGAGAGGCGGGUGUCUGCGCUGCCUGUAGUCAAUGAGCAAGGUAAAGUCGUGGCGCUGUACUCCAGGUUUGAUGUCAUUAAUCUCGCAGCCCAGAAAAACUACAACAACCUGAACAUGACGAUGCAGGAGGCCAUUUCCUCCCGGGCCUGCUUUAUGGAGGGAGUCCUCAAGUGUUACCCUCACGAAACCCUGGAGACCAUCAUCGACCGCAUUGCCAAGGCUGAGGUGCAUCGUUUGGUGUUGGUUGACAGUGAAGACGCGGUGAGAGGGAUUGUCUCUCUAUCUGACCUUCUCCAAGCCCUGGUUCUCACUCCUGCAGAUAUUUACGAGGGAUUGAGCUGUCAAGACUGAAGAAAGCAAGGUGAACGUUGACCACAUUAAACAAAACUCUGGGGUGGCAAAACAAAUUUGCAGAGCAGGGCUGUGGCUGAGAAGUCACUGGCUUAAUCCCAGUCCGGAGGACAAAUAUGGAAAGAGAAA